AUGCCUCAGCACUCAAUGGGGGACAAGCCCUUGGUCUCCGUGCCGCAGCUGGUCGUCCCAAGCCCACCCUUGGCCAUGGACAGCGCGUGCGGCCACAGUCCCCCCAGCAGGCAGGUGUCCCUUGGCUCACCCCCGAGCCACGGUGCCCCGUGUCCCACCGCGCACAGCCCCCCGGACUCCUGCAACCAGCCGCUGUGCCCGCCGCUGACCGAGAAGCAUGGCUGCCGGACACCCCCCGAGAUGCACUAUGUGGCUGCUGGGCCACAGAGCAUGGCGUGCGGCUGGUGGGCCUUUGCGCCCAAGUGCCUGCAGGCCUUCAACACGCCCAGGGGCUUCCUGCUCUUCCUGUGUGCGGCAGCCUUCCUGCAGGGCAUGACGGUGAACGGCUUCGUCAGCACGGUCAUCACAUCCAUCGAGCGCCGCUACGACCUGCCCAGCUACCAGAGCGGCCUCAUCGCCAGCUCCUACGACGCAGCCGCCUGCCUGUGCCUCACCUUCGUCAGCUACUUCGGGGGCAACGGGCACAAGCCCCGCUGGCUGGGCUGGGGCGUGCUGGUCAUGGGCGCCGGCUCGCUGCUGUUCGCACUGCCCCACUUCACCGCGGGCGCCUACGAGGCGGAGGUCGCCGAGGGCGUCGGGACGUGCCGGGCCAACCGCAGCGUGGCAUGCAGGGACAGCGCCUCGGGCCUGGCUGGCUACCGACUGGUCUUCAUGCUGGGCCAGUUCCUGCACGGUGUCGGCGCCACGCCGCUCUACACGCUGGGCGUCACCUACCUGGACGAGAACGUCAAGUCCAGCUACUCUCCUGUCUACAUUGCAACCUUCUACACGGCAGCCAUCCUCGGCCCCGCUGCCGGCUACCUGAUCGGAGGUGCCCUGCUGAACGUUUACACAGAAGUUGGCCGCCGGACAGAGCUGACCACCGAGAGCCCGCUAUGGGUCGGCGCCUGGUGGGUGGGCUUCCUGGGCGCGGGGGCUGCUGCCUUCCUCAUCGCCAUCCCCAUCCUUGGGUAUCCCCGGCAGCUUCCAGGCUCCCAGCGCUACGUGGUCAUGAGAGUGUCUGAAACACACCAGCUAAAGGACAGUGAACACAAGGCGGCCAGCAACCCCGACUUCGGGAAAACCAUCAGAGAUCUGCCUCUCUCCAUCUGGCUCCUCCUGAAAAACCCCACAUUCAUCCUGCUCUGUCUGGCUGGGGCCACCGAGGCCACGCUCAUUGCCGGCAUGUCCACCUUUGGCCCCAAGUUCCUGGAGUCCCAGUUCAGCCUGAGCGCCUCAGAAGCUGCCACCUUGUUUGGGUACCUGGUGGUGCCAGCUGGCGGCGGUGGAACAUUUCUGGGCGGCUUCCUUGUGAACAAGUUCAAGCUCCGCGGCGUGGGCAUCAUCAAGCUGUGUCUGCUCUGCACCCUGACCAGCCUGCUGGCCGUCUUCGUGUUCUUCAUCCACUGCCCCAACGUGCCCAUGGCCGGUGUGACAGCCAGCUACAGCGGCAGCGUCCUUCCGGAAGGCCGCCUGGAGCUGACAGCCGCCUGCAACGCCCCGUGCGCCUGCUGGCCCGAGCACUACAGCCCCGUGUGUGGUUCCAACAGCCUCACGUACUAUUCUCCCUGCCAUGCGGGUUGUGGUGGGGAGGCUGCGCCCAGCGCAGGCAGCCAGAAGGUGUACCAAGACUGUAGCUGUGUCCCUCAGAAUUUUUCCUCUGGUUUUGGCCAUGCUACUGCAGGGAAAUGCACUUCAACUUGUCAAAGAAAGCCCCUCCUUCUGGUUUUCAUAUUCGUUGUAAUUAUCUUUACAUUCCUCAGCAGCAUUCCUGCGCUGACGGCAACGUUACGGUGUGUCUGUGACCGGCAGAGAUCCUUUGCGCUGGGAAUCCAGUGGAUUGUGGUUAGAACUCUAGGAGCCAUCCCCGGGCCCAUCGCCUUCGGCUGGGUGAUUGACAAGGCGUGCCUCCUCUGGCAGGACCAGUGUGGCCAGCAGGGCUCCUGCUUUGUGUACCAGAACUCGGCCAUGAGCCGGUACAUGCUCAUCACUGGGCUGGUGUACAAGGUGCUGGGUUUCCUAUUCUUUGCCACCGCCUGUGUGCUGUACAAGCCCCCCUCGGAGUCUCCCAACAGCCUGGCAGCCUCUCUGCCCAGCCAGUCCUCGGCCUCUGACAACCCCAUUGAUGUCCGAGCUACUCCCUUGGCCCUCCAGCUCCGGAGUGACGUCUGA
Messenger RNA from Odobenus rosmarus divergens (Pacific walrus), 2211 nucleotides. RefSeq names its product solute carrier organic anion transporter family, member 4A1 (gene SLCO4A1). Gene Ontology annotation, biological process: transmembrane transport; sodium-independent organic anion transport. NCBI's taxonomy places the organism in Eukaryota, Metazoa, Chordata, Mammalia, Carnivora, Odobenidae. The record is from RefSeq and is a predicted model, not a curated record. The transcript is spliced from 11 exons. Gene Ontology annotation, cellular component: membrane. Gene Ontology annotation, molecular function: protein binding. The coding region runs from base 1 to 2211 and encodes 736 amino acids.